AUGAAGGUCAUCGCAUUGUUUAUUGUGCUAUGUCUAGCGCAAUCCAUCACAGGAUGUUGGCGUGCCCAGACCCUCACUUUUGGGAAAUUCAAAAACAUUGGCCUUCUAACAUUUGCAUACAAAUAUAUGGGGGAUAUGGUUGUGGAUUGGUUCCAACGAAAAUUCGACAAAAACGAUCCAUUCGGCAAUUAUAAGGUUCUCUCAUAUAAGGAUGGAGGCCGAUUCGAAUUCGUUCAUUACCCUUUCUUCGUUCUGCAAUACGAUGAGAGGAGGGAAAUUUACAAACCAUACUACUUUGAAUACAUAGAGGAGGAGGACAAGACAACAAAGAAGUUCACUCGCAAAAUAGGUCCGUUGACCGAAGAGGAAUUCACAACUAAAUAUAACCAUUGCAAAAGUGGUGAUAAUGGUCGUCUUGAACAAAACUUUGUCCACUUCGAUGAAAAUAAAUUUCGCAGUUGUGAUAUUGUGUAA
Molecule: messenger RNA, 474 nt
Organism: Ostertagia ostertagi
Lineage: Eukaryota; Metazoa; Nematoda; Chromadorea; Rhabditida; Trichostrongylidae
Source: the annotation of a GenBank genome assembly